Messenger RNA from Panicum virgatum (switchgrass), 1427 nucleotides. RefSeq lists its product as uncharacterized. Bases 77 to 1000 code for a protein of 307 amino acids. Lineage: Eukaryota; Viridiplantae; Streptophyta; Magnoliopsida; Poales; Poaceae. Gene Ontology annotation, molecular function: DNA binding; protein dimerization activity. The record is from RefSeq and is a predicted model, not a curated record. The transcript has a single exon.
GAGUUGGCCGCCAUCCAUCACGCGCACGCCCCAAGACGAGGGGGACGGAGGAGAAAGAGUGUGGGGAGAGGGAGCAAUGACUCGCGGCAAGGGUGGUCCGGUGAGGGCCGCCGUCGACCCCCGCUACUGCCUCGUGAGGUUUAUGAAGCGCAAGGAGGUGCUGAAGCGGAAGGCCGAAGCGCUGGCGACGCGCUGCGCCGUCGACGUCGCGGUGCUCUGCACGGGCCCCGGAGGCCGGGGCGACCUGGAUUGCUGGCCGUCGAAGGAGGCGGCCAACGAGGUGGCGAGGCGGUACGGCGCGCUCGACCCGGCGCAGCGCGCCAAGCACACGGAGGACCACGCCGCCAACGUCGCGCGCCGGCUCGCGGAAGAGCGCGACAAGCUCGCCAGGGCGCGGGAGGGCGGCGUGGCCGGCGCGCUCGGGUCGUGGGACGGCUCGCUCGAGGCCGUGUCCGAGGGGAGGCUCCUGGAGCUGCUCGCCUCCAUCGAAGGCUCCCUGGUGGCCACGAAAAACAGGGCCCUGGAGCUGCAGGCGCCGCUCGCCGGCGCGGCCGAUCGCGCCACGUUGUUGUCGGUUCUCGUGCACGAUGAGGGCACCGUGGACAUCUUUGUGCCGCCGCGGGGCGAAGCCGAUGCCGGUGGCGGAGGGCUCGGGCUCGGGCUCCCCCCACCUCCUAGUAAAAACCCCAAUUCGCCCAAUGCCGAGGAUGCCGGGGACGAGCUGCAGAUACUCCAGCCGCCACGCGAAGCCGACGCCAGGUGGAUGCGGGGUCUUCUUGAUGGUAUCAAGAAAAGGCCCCAGCCGUACAACCCCGCGGCGUACGACACCCGGAUCGAGAGCAUCAGCGUGGGUGGGUUCAUGAUGAAGCUCGACGCCUACGAGUUCAUGCGCUUCGACCUCGGGAUGCCUCCGCCGUGCAUUGCGCCCAAUCCUCUGGACGACGACGACGGCGAGCCACUAAAGCUCUGGUCAUGGGGCAACACCAUGCCAGCCUCCUAAAGCAAGUCUGCAAGUGUGCGCUACCUAGAUGCCGAGCGGGGAAAUCCACGAGUUCGGCGACUUCGUCCGCUGCUUCGCCGGACUCCGGCCGGCCCACCGCCAUGUCGAGCUCGGCAAUUUUGGGUGAUUGCUUUGCUGGACUCCCAAUCGUCUCCAAGGGAAGCUCCUUUUGUGAAUAAGCAAUUCACCAUUGCUGUGCAUUCCUAGGUUGGAUGUUGUAGAUCAGUGACAUUGUAGAUUAGCAUUAGAGACUAUCGAUCCCAGGUCGUCGACAAGAAUUUAGCUCAAUUGAUUGCAUCGGUUUGGUACUGAUGCGCUAGUGAGUAGUGAAGAGUUGCAAUCAUAUGAAUCUAACAGACCGGAAAUUAUCCGGCGAAUCUGCUCAAAGCAGUCAAUCCACAAAAGAAAUCAGUUUACUUGAUGGUCA